Urocitellus parryii (Arctic ground squirrel) is the source of this 1356-nucleotide messenger RNA. RefSeq names its product 3-hydroxyacyl-CoA dehydratase 1 (gene Hacd1). Gene Ontology annotation, cellular component: endoplasmic reticulum membrane. Gene Ontology annotation, molecular function: 3-hydroxyacyl-CoA dehydratase activity. The record is from RefSeq and is a predicted model, not a curated record. Gene Ontology annotation, biological process: sphingolipid biosynthetic process; fatty acid elongation; very long-chain fatty acid biosynthetic process. NCBI's taxonomy places the organism in Eukaryota, Metazoa, Chordata, Mammalia, Rodentia, Sciuridae.
CGGCGGCCGGGGGCGCCCGCUCCUCCCCCUCGCGGAMGGCCGAGCUGACGGCGCUGAGCCCCCUGCGCGCGGCACAUGGGGCGCUUGACCGAGGCGGCGGCAGCGGGCAGCAGCGCUUCAGUGGCGUGCUCCGCCGAGCCCCCUCCCACUCCCCUGCCCCUCUUUUCCACGUCCCCCGGGAGCGCGGCCACCAUGGCGUCCAGCGAGGAGGACGGCACCAACGGCGGUGCCUCAGAGGCCGGUGAGGAGAAGGAAACCACCGGCAGGAGAAGGCGCCUCAGCUUCCUGGCCACCGCCUGGCUCACCUUCUACAACAUCGCCAUGACCGCAGGGUGGUUGGUUCUAGCUAUUGCCAUGGUACGUUUUUAUAUGGAAAAAGGAACACACAGAGGUUUAUAUAAAAGUAUUCAGAAGACACUUAAAUUUUUCCAGACAUUUGCCUUGCUUGAGAUAGUCCACUGUUUAAUUGGAAUUGUGCCUACUUCUGUGCUUGUGACUGGGGUCCAAGUGAGUUCAAGAAUCUUUAUGGUGUGGCUUAUUACUCACAGUAUAAAACCGAUCCAGAAUGAGGAGAGUGUGGUGCUUUUUCUGGUGUCGUGGACGGUGACUGAGAUCACUCGCUAUUCCUUCUACACAUUCAGUCUUCUCGACCACUUGCCAUACUUCAUUAAAUGGGCCAGGUAUAAUUUUUUUAUCAUCUUAUACCCUGUUGGAGUUGCUGGUGAACUUCUUACAAUAUAUGCUGCCCUGCCGUACGUGAAGAAAACGGGAAUGUUUUCAAUAAGACUUCCUAACAAAUACAAUGUCUCUUUUGACUACUAUUAUUUUCUUCUCAUAACCAUGGCCUCAUAUAUACCACUGUUUCCACAACUCUAUUUUCAUAUGUUACGUCAAAGAAGAAAGGUGCUUCAUGGAGAGGUGAUUGUAGAAAAGGAUGAUUAAAUGAUCCCUACAAACAAGGUGCUUUUCCAGAAAAACCAGGAUUACUUGAGUCCAAGUUUUAAUAACAAGAAUAAAGAACUUCAUGAAAUAUCAUGGAAUGUAUUAUUGUUUCUUAAAAUAUAACCUGAGACUAAUGGUGUUUGCCAAUAUUUGUCUUCAUAUUGUGCCAAGUCUGUUGUUUUAGAAGAACUGUAUAGUUAUAAUGAGCUCCUGGGUAGAUGUUGAUCAUUUAGAAAAUAACUGGGUGUAUUACCUGGGGGCAGGGGGCUUUUACUUUACUUUUUUUUUUUUUUUGCAACUUAUGCUCAAUGCUUUUAAAAUCAAUCUCUGCAAAUUAGUUUAAUGAUAUGGCGUUAAGACACCUACAGUGACAUUUGUGUGGUAUUUAUAAAUGAAGGUAGAUACAAAAUUAUA